CCGCAGUUCGUGACCUCAUCCGAGAGUAUUACGACGUUUUUCCAUCGUCGUUCUCGUACGCCGGCAUCCCACCGAUGCGUGACGUCGAACACUCCAUUCAGCUUGUGCCUGACUAUCGUGUUCACCACCAGGCACCCUACAGACUCUCGAUCCCCGAGGCCACCGAACUCAAGCGUCAGCUUAAGGAGCUCCUGAGACUGGGUUUCAUUAAACCCAGCAACUCCCCGUGGGGUGCACCCGUCCUCUUUGCUCGCAAAGCAGAUGGAACUCUCCGUCUCUGCAUCGACUAUCGCGGUCUCAAUCGCUACACGGUUAAGAACAGCUACCCCAUGCCUCGUUCCGAUGAGUUGUUCGACCGCCUAGCAGGCAACCGCUUCUUUACGAAGAUUGAUCUUCGUAGCGGUUACCACCAGAUCCGCGUCGCUGCAGCCGACCAGCCGAAGACAGCGUUCCGAUCGCGCUUCGGCCACUACGAGUUUACGGUGAUGCCAUUCGGCCUCACCAACGCACCCGCCACCUUCCAGAGGGCGAUGAAGGACAUCUUCAGGGACAUCCUGGAGCAGUACGUUCUCGUCUACCUCGAUGACAUCCUGGUCUACAGUCGUACCCUUGAGGAGCACCUCAGACACCUCCGCGACGUCCUUGACCGCUUGCGCAGACAUGGCUUCUACGCCAAGCUGAGCAAGUGCCGCUUUGCCCAGCACAAAGUGGAUUUCUAAGGACACUACGUGUCUGACCAGACGAUACAGCAACAUCGCAAAGACUUAGUUUAACCAAAAGCUGCAUGAACGAGAAAUUCAAACUCAAUCUGCACGAAUCAGAAUCGGCACGACCCAAAAUCGGGCAGCCGUAGCACGAACCAGAAUCUGGCAACAGUGGCGCAAAAUGCAGCAACACUGAAUCAGAUGUAAAGUUGUAAACCAAUCAAAGUCGUAUGUUCAUUCAAUGCAAUUAACACAAAUUUAACAGGGUUGAAAAAACCAGCAAACAGUCGUGCAGAUUGAAUUUCUGGUGUGUGCAGAUUUGGACCAAAAUGCAAUUUGGGCCACUAAAACAAGAAAUUAAAAAACUGAGAGAAGCCGAUAUGGUCAACAAAAGCCAGCCACUGGG
Chara braunii is the source of this 1110-nucleotide messenger RNA. Lineage: Eukaryota; Viridiplantae; Streptophyta; Charophyceae; Charales; Characeae. The record is from the annotation of a GenBank genome assembly.